Molecule: messenger RNA, 524 nt
Organism: Penaeus chinensis
Lineage: Eukaryota; Metazoa; Arthropoda; Malacostraca; Decapoda; Penaeidae
Gene: Urm1
Product: ubiquitin-related modifier 1 homolog
Exons: 1
Coding region: 182-466 (94 amino acids)
Biological process (GO): tRNA thio-modification; protein urmylation
Cellular component (GO): nucleus; cytoplasm
Molecular function (GO): protein tag activity
Source: RefSeq, a predicted model, not a curated record
UCUGGGCAAGGGAGGAUCAUAAACAAAGAAUAAAUAUUUUUGGUAUUUCAAUAGAAAAGGCAAAAAGUCCAGACUGAUUAAUUUAAGAAAUUAUUUCUUUUCCAAAUAUAUACCAAAGAAAAUAAUAAAAGGAUAUUGUACACACACACAUAAAAUAAAAAAACACGAACGAAGGGGAACCAUGAAAAUCACCCUAGAAUUCCGCGGAGGGGCGGAGCUGCUGGUGAACGUUGCUAAGCAGUCCGUUGAUCUUGAGGGACCCAAGUGGACCAUGGCACAGCUGCUGAAGUGGGUCAAGGAGAACCUCAUCAAAGAAAGGCCCGAGCUCUUCCUCCAGGGUGAUUCCGUGCGGCCGGGGAUCCUGGUGCUGGUGAACGAUGCGGAUUGGGAGCUCCUUGGUCAGCUGGAGUACGACCUCCAGGAGAACGAUGACGUGUUGUUUAUUUCUACUCUGCACGGAGGCUGAUUUUUUGACGUGUGAGGUGUAUGUGUUGUGAUAUGAGGAAUUAAAGAUCACUUUAUGA